Messenger RNA from Polistes dominula (European paper wasp), 601 nucleotides. It is a transcript of the gene EMRE, whose product is annotated as Essential MCU regulator. The record is from RefSeq and is a predicted model, not a curated record. Lineage: Eukaryota; Metazoa; Arthropoda; Insecta; Hymenoptera; Vespidae. Gene Ontology annotation, cellular component: uniplex complex. Gene Ontology annotation, biological process: mitochondrial calcium ion homeostasis; calcium import into the mitochondrion.
AUCCUAACGAUUGCAUAUCAUUACAACUAUGUCAGCCAUAUUGGAAACUAGAUAAUUUUUGGGAUUGUCAGUGUUCGUUCCAAUUUCUGUGAUUUGUGAUUACUGUAUCUAUUAUCUAGCAUUUCUAUUGAUCGAUCAAAAUACUUCAAACUAAUUUGAUUGAUCUUUUAACGCUGGAAAUAUUUUAAAUCAGUAAUUAUUUUAAUAUAAAAUGGUUUUACAACGGUUAACCUCAAUAGCAUCGACGAGAGUGCAAAUUUUGAGUGGACUUAAGUAUAUGAAUAAAAAAGGAAUACGUUCAAAAAUCACUACACCAUCGGGUGCUAUACUUCCUGAACCAAAACGAACCCCAUUUGGUUAUUUAAGAGUAAUAGGAGGAAUAUUAUUAGGAUUAGUUGUAGGUGCUUCCCUUAGUAAAAAAAUGGCUAAUUUCCUAGAAGAAAAUGAUCUCUUCGUCCCAUCAGAUGAUGACGACGAUGAUGAUUAAAAAAAAAGUAGAUUAAAAAUUGAUGUAUUAGUUGUUGACAAAAAUAAUCUCAAGAAAAUUCAGAGAAUAUUAAUAUAUUGAGUUGAUUAAAAAAGAAAGUAAAAAAUAAAUAAA